Messenger RNA from Jatropha curcas, 871 nucleotides. The record is from RefSeq and is a predicted model, not a curated record. Lineage: Eukaryota; Viridiplantae; Streptophyta; Magnoliopsida; Malpighiales; Euphorbiaceae.
UCUCUCUUCAGUUUUUCCCCUUUAUAUAUAAUGGCCUUACAGGGUCAAACCCACCAACACCAACCCUCUCACCAAGAUCAUUUUGAUGGUUUUAGUGUUAUUAGUCAUGCUUCAACCCUAGCAAUUUCAGUUACUACUAAUACUACUCUUGAUCUCUUUCAUACUACUAACCCUUCUUCUUCUUCUUCUUCUUCAUAUAUUGAACUAGAAGAACCCUCUCCUUUGCCUUUAGGUUGCCAGAAGUUCCUUGAUCUUAAGACAGGUGAAAUAUACUACACAAAGAACAAAAACAAGAUGAAUAGAAGAAACGGUAAUGGAGGACCAAAGCUUGAGUUGAAGCUGAAUUUAUCACCUCCAAGGGAUAAUCCGAGAGUGGAGUCGCCAACGCGAUCAGCAACGGUUUCACCAACAUCACCACCAAGUUCAUGUGUAUCAUCAGAGCUUAACCAAGAAGAUGCUCUGCGAUACACAAAUAGCCCUGAAGCUACUUCAAUGGUCCUUGUUGGAUGUCCUAGGUGCCUCAUGUAUGUUAUGCUGUCUGAAAAUGACCCUAAAUGCCCCAAGUGCAAGAGUACUGUGUUGCUCGAUUUUCUCCAUGACAAUACUACCCAAACAAGGAACAAUUGAAACAAAGAAAAACGAAAAAAGGAAAAACAGAGUAGGGUUCCUUGUUCUGAUUGUGCAACCAUUAGGAUUAAUAGGCUCUCUAUAUCUUGCUUCUUUUUUUUUUGUAUCUAAAAUAGUGCUAUCUGGGCUCCAUUUUCUUUUUUAUGGGUGGAGGUUUAAAAUUGGUACGAAUGUAGGGAAAGAGAAAGUUAGGAAAAUAAAAAAGUUGGAGCCUGAAUAGUACUAUUUCUUUUUUUCUUUUUUC